Messenger RNA from Gastrolobium bilobum, 1473 nucleotides. RefSeq names its product protein HIGH CHLOROPHYLL FLUORESCENCE PHENOTYPE 244, chloroplastic. Bases 124 to 1290 code for a protein of 388 amino acids. The record is from RefSeq and is a predicted model, not a curated record. Lineage: Eukaryota; Viridiplantae; Streptophyta; Magnoliopsida; Fabales; Fabaceae. The transcript has 8 exons.
GGAUCAGAUGUAGGAAUAGAGAAGGAUGAAUGAAUAUGAAUAUUGUUAUCAUCCUCUCCUUCUUCCUACUUGCAACGCAAUCCAUCUAUCUUUCUCUCUCUCUCUCUCCUCACCAUCUCAAAAAUGAAAAUGGCGCUGCUGAGGCUACCAACACCAACAGCAACAGGUGCCAGUGGCAAUUCGAGUGCGAGUGCCACCCAACUAUCAUGGCGCUGCAGUGUAGCGCCCACCAGACUCGUGUUUCCCCUUUCCCUUGACGCGGGAAGAGGAAGAGGAAGAGGAAAAGUUGGAGUGAGGGUGAAAUGCGUGAAUGUUGGGCCAGGGACACCUGUUAGGCCAACGAAUAUACUGGUGGUUGGUGCCACUGGAACCCUGGGAAGGCAGAUUGUGAGGCGGGCACUCGACGAAGGCUACGACGUUAGGUGCCUCGUCAGGCCUCGCCCUGCUCCUGCUGACUUCCUUCGCGAUUGGGGGGCAACCGUUGUCAAUGCUGACCUUAGUAAACCAGAGACCAUUCCUGCUACUUUGGUUGGCAUUCAUACUGUUAUUGACUGUGCCACCGGCCGUCCCGAGGAGCCCAUCAAAACCGUAGAUUGGGAAGGAAAAGUUGCUCUCAUACAAUGUGCUAAAGCAAUGGGAAUUCAGAAAUACGUCUUCUAUUCCAUCCACAACUGUGACAAACAUCCCGAGGUCCCACUCAUGGAGAUCAAGUAUUGCACCGAGAAGUUCCUCCGUGAUUCUGGCCUCAAUCACUUCGUCAUCCGCUUAUGUGGUUUCAUGCAAGGUCUCAUUGGCCAGUAUGCGGUUCCCAUCCUCGAAGAGAAAUCUGUUUGGGGAACUGAUGCCCCAACCAGAAUUGCAUACAUGGAUACACAGGAUAUAGCUCGCUUGACAUUUAUAGCCUUGCGAAAUGAAAAAAUAAAUGGCCAACUUCUAACAUUUGCUGGUCCUCGUGCAUGGACAACCCAAGAGGUCAUAACUUUGUGCGAGAGGCUUGCGGGCCAAGAUGCUAAUGUAACUACAGUUCCGGUCUCCAUUUUAAGACUCACUCGUCAGUUGACGCGGUUUUUUGAGUGGACAAAUGAUGUUGCUGACAGAUUGGCGUUUUCCGAGGUCCUUACCAGCGAUACUGUUUUCUCUGUUCCGAUGGCAGAGACUUAUACUCUUCUUGGCGUGGAUUCAAAAGAUAUAAUUACCUUAGAGAAGUAUUUGCAGGACUAUUUCACUAACAUAUUGAAGAAAUUGAAGGGUCUUAAAGCUCAGUCAAAGCAAACGGAUAUUUACUUCUGAAAGAUAAUUUGCAAUUGAAAACGCGGUGAUGACGUAGGUAUUGAAAUUUCUUUAAAACGCUCCCUCAAUGUAUAUUGUUUUUGAAUUUUUUGUAGGCUAACGAUUUUGUUUUUGACAAGAAAGGUGUAAUGUAUAUCACCCCUAAAAUACAUUUUACAUUAUAAAACAAUUGUUAUAUAAGUA